CCCACCUCUGGGUCCUGGUUGCUACGUGCUUUGGACGUCCCUGCGCAUGUCAAAUGACACGUGCAUUUGCUGUGGUUGAUAUUUUUUGGUGCUAACUUCUUAACUUCUUAAUUUGAGGACAGUUAAGUUUUUCGAAAUUCGUGUAGUGGGUCACAUAUCAUUUUUAAAUGGGAGGUAUUCAAAAGAAAAAGUUUGAGAGGGGCUCUGCCACCAACUACAUCACCAGAAACAAAGCUCGUAAGAAGUUACAGCUGAGCCUCCCGGACUUCAGGCGACUGUGCAUCCUCAAAGGCAUCUACCCUCAUGAGCCCAAGCACAAGAAGAAGGUGAACAAGGGCUCCACAGCUCCGAGGACCUUCUACCUGCUCAAAGACAUCCGUUUUCUCCUGCAUGAGCCAAUUGUUGGCAAGUUCAGAGACUAUAAGGUAUUUGUACGCAAGCUUAAAAAGGCUUAUGGAAAAACAGAAUGGUCCACAGUGGAGAGACUGAGAGAGAACAAGCCGACCUAUAAACUGGACCAUGUCAUCAAAGAAAGGUACCCCACCUUCAUCGAUGCUCUCCGUGAUAUCGACGAUGCCCUCUGCAUGUGCUUCCUCUUCUCCACCUUUGCCCGAACAGGAAAAUGCCACGUUCAGACAAUCCAGCUGUGCAGACGCCUCACUGUGGAGUGGAUGAACUAUGUGAUCGCAUCUCGAGCUCUCAGAAAGGUUUUUAUUUCCAUCAAGGGACUGUAUUAUCAGGCUGAGGUGAUGGGACAGCUUGUUACGUGGCUGGUACCAUAUCAGUUCUCCCAUGAUCACCCCACAGAUGUUGAUUACAGAGUCAUGGCAACAUUCACAGAGUUGUACACCACUCUCCUGGGAUUUGUCAACUUCAGGCUCUACCAUUCCCUCAACCUGCUCUACCCACCAAAGCUGGACAGUAAGGCGGUGUCAGAGCUCAAGGAGGACAAUGAGGAUGACUAUGCCAUGAAUUCAGAAUGCUACAUAGAGAAACUGUCAGCUCUGAGUGCCAGUCUGGCACGGGUGGUGUCUACUGCAGAGGAGGAGGAGGCUGAACUCGACCAGUUUCCUGUUGAUGGAGAGGACAUGGAAAAGAUGGAGGCAAGAGAAAAGGAACAGAAAUGGCAGGAAGCCCAGAAGAAGCUUUUUGAGGGACUCAAGAUCUUCCUCAACAGGGAAGUGCCCCGAGAAUCACUGGCAUUUGUCAUCAGGUGCUUUGGUGGGAACGUGUCCUGGGAUAAGUCUGUUUGCAUUGGUAGCACAUAUGAGGUGACCGAUGAGACCAUCACACAUCACAUUGUUGACAGACCCAGUAUCGAUAAGCAGUACAUCAACAGGUACUACAUCCAGCCCCAGUGGGUGUAUGAUUGUGUCAAUGCCAAAAUCCUCCUGCCUGUGGAAGACUACUUCCUUGGAGUGACUCUGCCCCCUCAUCUCUCGCCAUUUGUAGAAGAGAAGGAUGGUGACUACAUACCCCCUGAAAAACUGAAGAUCAUGGCCUUACAACGUGGAGAAAAGCCUGCCCAUGAACAGGAGGAAGACAGUGAAGAAGAAGAUGAGCAGAGCGAGGAUGAAGAGGAUGAGGACGAUGAAGAAGAGGUAGACGAGGAAGAAGAUGCAGAAGAGGAGAACCUUAAGAAAAUGGAAGAACAGAAAUCCCGGGGCAAGUCUCCACAAGUCAAGGUGACACCAGGGAAGGUUAAGGUAGAAAACCCAGCACGCUUGGAGCAGGAGGAAAAAGCAGAGGAGAAACGUCUUGCCAUCAUGAUGAUGAAUAAAAAAGAGAAGUACCUCUAUGACAAGAUCAUGUUUGGAAAGAAGAGAAAAGUCCGAGAGGCUAACAAACUUGCUGCCAAGAGGAAGGCCUAUGAUAAUGCUGAAAAGGCAAAGAAGAAAAAGACCAGAAAGUAACUCCAGCUGGCUUCUUCAGACCAACUUUAUGUAUUUAACUUCAGGAAGUAGUGUGUGUUACUGGUUGACAAACAUGUAUGUGCAUUAGAGAGUUCUGCGAGUGUGUUAACUUGUGCAUAAUUUCUAACUGAAAUGCAGGAUGUGGCAUAUGCUUGUGUAAUUAUUCAUGUAAAAGUGUUUCCUUCAUUGUGUAUGCAUGAAUUCUGCUUUGUUUUACAGUACACAAGAUAUGUAUUCCACUUUAUUUAAAGAUUUGUACUUUAAAGUGUAAGUAAAAACAACGUCAAGUCUU
Monopterus albus (swamp eel) is the source of this 2205-nucleotide messenger RNA. RefSeq names its product pescadillo (gene pes1). Gene Ontology annotation, cellular component: nucleolus; PeBoW complex. Gene Ontology annotation, biological process: maturation of LSU-rRNA from tricistronic rRNA transcript (SSU-rRNA, 5.8S rRNA, LSU-rRNA); ribosome biogenesis. The record is from RefSeq and is a predicted model, not a curated record. The coding region runs from base 168 to 1913 and encodes 581 amino acids. NCBI's taxonomy places the organism in Eukaryota, Metazoa, Chordata, Actinopteri, Synbranchiformes, Synbranchidae. Gene Ontology annotation, molecular function: RNA binding. The transcript has 15 exons.